AUGGUGAGGUGGGAGCUGUGGGCCACCGCCGCGUCCUUGCUUUUCCUCUCUAUCCGAGCGUUUCCACAGACAGACAUUAAAAUCAGCCCAGCCAUGCCAGAGAUGAUUCAGCCCUAUCCAUGCCCCCUGUUCUGGAUGGAGUAUGAAGGUUACUGCUACAGAUUUUUCCCUCUUAAUAAGACAUGGGCUGAGGCUGACCUUUACUGUGCAGAGUUCUCCAUCGGAACAAAGUCGGCCAAAUUGGCUUCCAUUCACAGCUGGGAGGAGAAUGUUUUUGUUCAUGAUCUUGUAAACAGCUGUGUGCCUGGGAUACCAACAGACAUCUGGAUGGGACUUCAUGACCGGAGACAGGAAGGUCAGUUUGAAUGGACAGAUGGUACAUCUUAUGACUAUAACUACUGGGAUGGAAAUCAGCCAGAUGAUGGCAUCCACUCUGCCCUUGAGGAAGAGGACUGUGUACAGAUCUGGUACCGUCAUAACAGUGCACUAAGAUCGUGGAAUGAUAAUUCCUGCAGCCAGAAAUUCCCAUUUGUGUGCAAGAUCCCAUCAAGGACAAUUAAUUAACUAAUCCUUCCCUUCAAAAAUGAUCUCAGACUCUAGUCCCUCCUUGCAGCAGAGUCUGGUGAAAAAUUGAUGCUCCAUCCAAGUUAGAUCACAAUGAAAGGCAAUACCCCGGGGGGGGGGGGGAACCCACCAACAAAAACAAACCUCAGCCUCAAGCAAAUAGCACGCUUGCACUCACAUACACACAAUCCUGGCCCAGGAGUCUAGUUUCUUACCUCCAUGAUCAACUAGAUGUGGGACUCUGGGCAAGUCACUUUCUUUCUAUGGGUUUCAGUUUCUUCCUUUGCAAAAUGCAUGGGUUGGACCAGAUAAGGUAGAAGGGACCUUCCAGCUCUGAAAUUUUCUGAUUUGCUCUCUUUCUUUGUUCAUCAACAAAUUACUUCAAAUCUCUCUUCUCCCAAGCCAUUGGUGGCUCCUGGUGACAAAUGCUGAAUAGAAAGCUCAGCCACGGUUCAAGAGUGGGGAAGGAAUUGGGAAGGGAGAACCUUAGCUAAAAACAACUCCAUGUCUCCAUCUGGAGUUUGCAAAGUUGGAAAGGGGGACUCAUUAACCUUUUAGUCCAAUUAAAGGAACAGCCGGAAAGGUGUAGGACUGACAGUCUGGAACACCUUCUGGCAGAGAGAGGUGUCAGGUGGUGGUGGUUUCUCAAGUGAACAAGGUUGUGUUUACUGCUGAAGUUUCAAUACUCUGAGGCUUAUUUGCAUACGUGGUGGAGAGAACAUAGCUUUGUUUCCCAUGAGAACGAGAAAGCUAAAUUGCAGAAGGUUGGAGAGAAAGUGUCUAUUAGGAAGAGGCUGGGAAUAUGAGGGAGAGAUUCAAAAAAAGCUGGAAACAGAACCAUACCACUGGGGUUAGAAAAGAUCUUGGAGCUCAUUCAGCCCAAACUUCUCAUUUUACAGAGGAAGAAACUGAGGCAGGGAGCUUCAAAGGAAUGUUCUGAACAUGACAUAGCAGACCAAUUCUUUUGACUUCUAGUUUAGUGUCAUUCCUGAGGUACCCUUCAUUUCUGAAGAGACAAAUGCUGCCUGCAAAUCCCUUAUGGUCCUGCUGAGUGGAUUCUGUGUUCUGUGAAGUCAGAUAUAAAGCCCACACUUGCUAAAAUGAUCUCCCAAUCAAUAAAAUGAACACGCACUCUCUUG
This is a messenger RNA of Monodelphis domestica (gray short-tailed opossum), 1703 nucleotides long. It is a transcript of the gene CLEC19A, whose product is annotated as C-type lectin domain containing 19A. NCBI's taxonomy places the organism in Eukaryota, Metazoa, Chordata, Mammalia, Didelphimorphia, Didelphidae. The record is from RefSeq and is a predicted model, not a curated record.